Messenger RNA from Conger conger (European conger), 2332 nucleotides. RefSeq names its product lipase member H-like. The record is from RefSeq and is a predicted model, not a curated record. The transcript is spliced from 11 exons. Lineage: Eukaryota; Metazoa; Chordata; Actinopteri; Anguilliformes; Congridae. Gene Ontology annotation, biological process: lipid metabolic process. Bases 163 to 1572 code for a protein of 469 amino acids. Gene Ontology annotation, molecular function: lipase activity; carboxylic ester hydrolase activity.
UGAAAGGGACUGUGCAAUGGCUGGUUAGACAUGCUCAAUGCCGCUGUGAAACUGCACCUGUGGGACCAUACAUUUGAAUGACAUUCCAGCUCAGGACACACAGGAGAACUGUAACAUCCCAGAACGGAAAUAAAAUUUGUCUUGUUUUCGGGGCUCUGCUGUAUGUUUCACACAAGCUCAAGCGCCACAAACUUCAGGAUGUUGGUCUGGUGGUUUCUGGGUAUGGUUGGUGCAGUUACAAUCUCAAAAGGCCUGGCUAGAGAAUGUGAUGACUUCACACGCCUGCACUUCCACAACUCUUUUAUUGGAACCAGCUUACGCGUGAGGUUUCUGCUGUACACACGGGCGAACGAGAGCUGCGGGCUGGAGCUCUCACAUCACAACGUGUCAGAAACUGCCCUGUUCAACCUGACACGUCGCACCGCCUUCGUGAUCCAUGGCUACAGACUUACGGGGUCACCACCAAUAUGGCUCGAUGAAAUUGUGAAGAAGCUGCUCGCCCAGGAGGAUAUGAAUGUGCUGGUGUUUGACUGGAAUUACGGCGCUGCAAACCUUAACUACUUAAUCGCUGUCCGCAACAUGCGCAAAGCAGCAGAUAAUGCCACUGCCUUCAUCCAGCAGAUGCAGGAAAAUGGGGCCUCCCUGAGUUCCAUCCACAUGAUUGGUGUCAGCCUUGGGGCACAUCUCGCUGGCUUUGUGGGGAAAAAAUUCAAAAAUUCAAAAAUUCAUGGGAAAAUUGGAAGGAUCACAGCACUGGACCCAGCUGGACCUGAGUUCACCAACAACCCUCCAGAGGACCGUUUGGACGUGACAGAUGCCCAGUUUGUGGAUGUUGUGCAUACUGACAUGGAUGCUCUUGGGUUCAGGGCGCCACUGGGACACAUUGAUUUCUAUGCUAAUGGAGGAGCUGACCAGCCUGGCUGUCCCAAGACCAUCUUUUCAGGGAAGCAAUACUUUAUAUGUGACCACCAGCGGGCCGUGUACCUCUUCCUCUGCUCUUUGGAUAAGGACUGCAAUAUCACAGCCUACCCCUGCUCCUCCUACGACGACUUCCUAGAUGGGAAAUGCACACAGUGUGAUACCUUCAAGCCCGCUCCCUGCCCGAUACUCGGUUAUUACGUUACUGAGUGGAAGGACACACUUCUGCAGCUGAAUCAGACGAAGGCAUUCUUCUCCACCACUGACAAGAAUCCUUAUUUCAAGACCUACUACCAGGUAGAUAUUGUGCCCUGGAAUAAACCCAUUCGCUGGGGAGUGCUCACCAUUAAGCUGCAUAAUGGUACAGAUGUGGCAGAGGCCAAGAUCAACCAUAAAUCCACCAAGUUUGAGCAAUAUAAGUCAACUCGAAUGCUGGCCCAGUUUGACAAAAACCUACAGACAAUCCGAAAAAUCUCACUUCAAUUCUCUACGGGGAACGUGGCUGGCCCUAGCUACAAACUGCGCCUGCUUCGCUUCCAGCUCAGGUCCCUGGAGCACUUUGACAGACCAGUGCUCUGUCGGUACGACAUAAUCCUAGAGGACAACGUGGACGUUUCUUUCAGACCCAUACCCUGUGAGACGUCUGACUUCUGAAACAAAACCAGGUGGCAAUUCAGGGAAUCCUAUGCACUUUGAAGAAUCCAGCUUCUGGACCAGCAGCAGGGAACUUUCUACUUAACCCAGAAUCACUGAUUCUAAGGAGUCUUGCCUCUGAGCCAGGGUAGUGAAUACAAUUGUGAAUACAGAGCCUUGAUAUCCAACCAGGGUUGGUAUCUGAUGAUAGUACCACAGGUCGCUAAUGUCUGAGGACCUGAUGCCUCACUAGCUACUUCAGACUGUUUGUUUCAGAUUUUUCUCGUUAUCAUUCAUGCAAUUAUAUAGACUAUAUUAUAUUUAUAACUCCUUAUAUAUCCUCUGCUGUAACUGUGUAGACUACUGCGAUCACUGAAGGCACAUAACAGGUGAUUUUGUGUCAAAAUUUGUUCAAAAAAAUUGGAAAUGAGGGAUUUGCUUUUGUUACUUUUCUAUGUAUAUCUUUUCUUUUUUCAUCUGGUAUGAUUGACAGCUGCGGAUGAGUUUUCAAAGUGAGUGUUUUGUUUUUUAAAUGAACCAGUUGUUACUUGAAAGUGGAUUCCAUAAGUAAUCAAAUCAACUGUAAUUAUUUUUGUACUAAGCUUUUUGUACUUUUAUUAGUCUAUGUACAUUGCCAGAUUAUAAAAAACAGUAUUGCAUUUUUUUUGUUCAAUUAUUGAAAUUAUCGUUUAAUAACUUUAAACAGUGUGCAUCUUGACAUGGAACAAAAUCGUUUUUUCCAAUAUAUAAAUAAUUGUUGAAUCUGAUCUCAAAAGUUGAA